CUUCCUCCAACGCAGCGCCGCUGCACUCGCCCAGCAUGAUCAACCGCCUGGGCCAGCGCCUCAAGGAGAACUUCCAGGAGACGACGCGCGACCUCAACCUCCUGGCGGGGGGCGGCGCGUCGGCGUCGGCGGCCUACUUUGACGCUUCAGAGGACAAGAUGUUCGAGAUCACCAAGCUGCUCGAGUCGCGCGCCGAGAGCGAGCGCCUCGAGGGCAUGAAGCGCAUCAUUGCCGCCAUGUCCAAGGGGAGGAACAUGGAGGGCUUCUUUGCCCAGGUCGUCAAGAACGUCGUCGCCAACUCGAUCGAGAUCCGCAAACUCGUCUACAUCUACCUCCUCCGCUUCGCCAACAACAACUCGGACCUGCUGUUGCUGUCUAUCAACACAUUCCAGAAGGACUUGUCAGAUUUGAACCCUCUCAUCCGGUCCAUGUCGUUACGUGUGCUCACGUCGAUCCGUGUGCCCGUGAUCCAAGGUAUCGUGAUGCUGGGCUUGAAGAAGCUUGUGAACGAUCGCAACCCCUAUGUCCGCAAGACGGUCGCCGGCGGCCUCUCCAAGGUCUAUGACAUGGACUCGACGGCGCUCCCAGAGCUCUUGCAGCUCCUGCGAACCCUCCUUGCGUCCAACUCGCCCCUCACUCUCGGCCCGACUCUGACGGCCUUCACCGAGAUCUGCCCCGACCGCCUCGACCUCCUGCACCCGUACUACCGACACAUCUGCAAGCUUCUCGUCGACGCCGACGAGUGGGGACAGUCGGUCAUCCUCGACGUGCUGACACGCUACGCGCGCGCCUUCCUCGAGAAGCCCGACACGGCAGGCGCUGUGCAGGCCAAGCCAAAGGCCACGAACGGCGAGAAUGGCGCGGACAAGGUCGACUCGGACGACGAGUUUGAAGGCCUGGACAUUGACCUCGCCAUGUUGCUCCACUACGCCAAGUCGCUGUUCCACUCGCGCAACCCGACAGUCGUCCUGGCCACCGCCAAGCUGUACUACAACCUCGCUCCAGCUGGCCAUAGCUCCGUCGGCCAGGAGCAGCUUGUCGACCCGCUCCUCCGGCUCGCUGGAAGUGCCAGUGCCGACAAGCACCACUCGGAGGCCAUCGAGACCCUCACAUGGGAGGUCAUCGCGUCCAUGGCUGAGGAGCGCCCGUGGCUCUUCGCACCCCGCUUCACGACCUUCUUCCUGCACUCGCGCGACUGCAAGGCCGUCAAGAAGGCCAAGCUCCGUGGCUUUGUCGCCCUCGCGGAUGCCGAUAACGCCGCGACCUGCCUCCGCGAGCUAAAGGCGUACGUCAACUUCCCCGACGAUGCUGUCGCCGAGGAGGCAGUGCGCGCAAUCGGUCACUGUGUGCGGACCCAGCCUUCUGUCGUGGACUCGGGCCUCAAGACCCUCAUGCGCCUGCUCAAGAGCACCCGCGGCGUUCUCGUCGCGCAGGCCGUCAUCGAGCUCAAGGGUGUUAUCCUCUCCCAGGCGGCAGUGUACUCGUCUACCCCGCAGCACUUGGUCGCCCGGCUCGCAAAGCAGCUGGACAAUAUCACCAACCCAUCUGCCCGGGCCAGCGUCUUCUGGCUCGCGGGCCAGUUUGCCGCCGACGACUCGCCAGACACGACCUUCGGGCUCAAGUGGCCUGGCCUCGCGCCGUGGGUCCCCGACGUGCUCAGGAAAGGCGUCAAGAGCUUCAUCACGGAGGAGGCGCCGGCCAAGCUCCAGAUCAUCACCCUGGCCAGCAAGCUGCUCGUGCUGUCGCCUGGUACCCCCGCACUCGCCCAAUUCAGCCAGUAUCUGUUCACCCUUGCACGCUACGACCACAACUUUGACGUGCGCGACCGCGCUCGCUUCCUCAGUGCCCUGCUGAGAGGCGUCCGCGAGGAGAAGCAGGUGGAGGAGGGCAUCGAGGACGAGGAGCAGGAUGCCGGCGGUGUCACCCUCCGCCGCGAGCAGGUCAAGGUCGUUCUUCUGGGCAAGCGCGAGCCUCCCAAGGCUGUCGCUGCAGAGCAGAGCGCCUACGACGUCGGUUCGAUGUCCCGCAUCACGCACCGCAAGCUGGGGACGUACGAGUCGCUGCCCGACUGGACGGACGACCCGACGGACCCGUCUCUGCGCGAGUCAGAGCUGGAGAAGGAGGCCGAGAAGCCGCCCGUGCCGACGUUUGUGUCGUCAGCGCCGUCGCCCAUCCCGCCGCCAGUUGUGCGCAAUUUGUCCACGUCGAACGCCGCCACUCCGCGCACCGCGUCCCCGGCGUCGAGCGUCCCGCACACGACCAAGUCCAAGUUCCGCGACCUGGACGACUUCCUCAACUCGGAAGAGAGCGAGGAGGAGACCGACGACGAAGACAGCGACGAAGAGUACGAGAGAAGCGAGGACCACGUCGUGGCCGUGUCAGCGCCGCCGGCACAUGAAAUUGUGCCAGAGUACGACACGGAUGACGAGACGUCUGAAGAGGAAGAGGACGAGGAAGAGGAGGAAGAGAGCUCAUACGACGAGUACGAAGUGGACGAGAACGAGGCGCUGCGGCGGCAUUGAGCCGCAUUA
This is a messenger RNA of Vanrija pseudolonga, 2531 nucleotides long. RefSeq names its product AP-3 complex subunit beta-2 (gene Ap3b2). The transcript is spliced from 4 exons. Gene Ontology annotation, cellular component: membrane coat; AP-3 adaptor complex. NCBI's taxonomy places the organism in Eukaryota, Fungi, Basidiomycota, Tremellomycetes, Trichosporonales, Trichosporonaceae. Gene Ontology annotation, biological process: vesicle-mediated transport; intracellular protein transport. Bases 36 to 2522 code for a protein of 828 amino acids. The record is from RefSeq and is a predicted model, not a curated record.